AUGUUUGUGUUCGUCUCCACUGCCACAAAGAAGGCCAAAGACAAAUUCCGUACAAGGGCUACAGUUUCCGACUGGGGUGAUCAGUGCAUUGUGCCCGCAUUGCCGCCAUGCGCACCCAACGCGGAGGUCCUCCGGGAGGGCACGGACGUGACCCUCGUCGGCUGGGGCAACCAGGUGCAUCGCUUAAUGCAGACAGCAGACUUGGCGGCUCAGGAGGGCUUGAGCUGUGAGGUGAUUGACCUACAGUCUAUCAUGCCUUGGGACGAGGAAGCGAUCCUCGCCUCGGUGGAGAAGACCGGUCGAUGUGUCGUGGCCCACGAAGCGCCGAAGACGAGCGGCUUCGGAGCGGAGCUGGCGGCCACGGUGCAGGAGAAGUGUUUCCUGAAGCUGGAGGCCCCAGUCCAACGCGUCUGUGGCUGGGACACGCCCUUUCCGCUGGCCUUUGAAGAGUUCUACCUGCCCACGCCGCUGAGGGUCCUGGAUGCCGUGAAGAAGGUGACAGCCUUCUGA
Symbiodinium sp. CCMP2592 is the source of this 510-nucleotide messenger RNA. Lineage: Eukaryota; Dinophyceae; Suessiales; Symbiodiniaceae. The record is from the annotation of a GenBank genome assembly.